AUGUAUUGCCCGGGAGUUAAAUCUUGGAGCGAUUGGUGGUCUCGUGAUCAUAUCUUAAAUUUACUACUCGGAACUAGUUCUGUAGAGAACAACUUACCAAGAAAUACUAAUGUGCAAGAGGUAUUGAAUGCUACUGUUGUUCCAACUCACAACGGAAAUGCUUCUAUUGAGACCACUAUGAUGAUUCGAGAAGAUUUUUUGGCAGUCAACAGAUUUUUCUGUUUGAAGGAAGGUAUUUUGUUGUCCUAUAAAGACACAAGUAAGGAAGGUAGAAAUAAGCGUAAGAAGCAAAAGAAGGAUGUAUAUGAUUCUAGACCUGCAGACACAACAGCAAGAGGCUUGAAAUCAACAACUACUUCACUUGAAGCUGUCCAAAACUUUGUAUCUAACAUUCAAAACGAAGAAAGACAGCAGGUGGCUACUUAUUUGGAAGGAUCUUAUGAUGAGGACGAGGACGAGGAUUAUGAAGAAGGAGAUGAUGAUGAUAAUGAUGGACAAGAUGAGGAUUUUGAUGAAGACGAGGAUCUUGAAGAAGACUUACUUGAUGAUGCGGGGAAUAACCAAGAGGAAAAAGAGAAAGUCAACUCAACAAAUAGCAGCCAGCACAACUUACCUCAUACUGCAACACAAAUUCAGCCAAGCAAAAUAUCAGAUUCUCUGACAACACCAUCCAACAGUGUACUUGCAUCUGAAACACCUAAGAAGCCACGUACUAAACGCAACGGAAGUACCAAGAGAAAACGAGUCAUCGAGGACUCAUCGGACAGUCACUCUGAGUCAGAGCCAGAGAACAAUGUUCCUCCUUCACCAGCAUCUGGAAGAUUGAGACGGGGCGCGUUAAACCAAUUCAAUAACCGCUCGUUGAGCAAGCAGUUCAAAGAAGCAUGUAAUUACGGACGUAAAUCAGCGUCGUUUUGA
Naegleria lovaniensis is the source of this 918-nucleotide messenger RNA. RefSeq lists its product as uncharacterized. NCBI's taxonomy places the organism in Eukaryota, Heterolobosea, Eutetramitea, Acrasida, Naegleriidae. The transcript has a single exon. The record is from RefSeq and is a predicted model, not a curated record. The coding region runs from base 1 to 918 and encodes 305 amino acids.